Messenger RNA from Protopolystoma xenopodis, 711 nucleotides. The record is from the annotation of a GenBank genome assembly. Lineage: Eukaryota; Metazoa; Platyhelminthes; Monogenea; Polystomatidea; Polystomatidae.
AUGAAUCAACAGCUAAUCUCUUGUACGCCUGAGCAAUGCCUAAGCCCUUCAGUAACAUGCCCGAUCCGACCCUGUGGCGAUGGUGCUUUGCUAUCAUAUUUUGAGAGCAAAGUUUAUGGCUCAGAGCACGCCUGCCAAGAUUCUAAUUUGCUUUCUCCCGCCAUUUCAACUUCCGUGGAUCGUAAGCUCGACUCGUGUCAUGCAUGCUCAAGCCUCUCAAUUUGUGAGCAUGCCCAGCUGCACCUCAACCGUCAAUCGGCCUGCCUUCCUCAGUCGCGUCUCGAUUUUCAUGCUGCACCAGACUAUCACCAUUGUCAACCCAGAUACUCACAACAUUCUCACAAAAGAUACGACCACUGCUCUCUUGAUUGUAGCCAAUCCACCUGCUGUUGCCAUUUUAGGCAAAUCCAAUCCAAGAACGGCUUGAUAACUCCAACUUGCGGGUUUAACUGCCGAUUACAUACAAUCUGCCGGGUUUGCCGUAAAUCCGUCAAGGAGAAUGGCUAUUCAGCCACUCAACAUUCUAGUAACAGGCGUAAACUCCAUCAUCGACACCAAAAUAAUCCCCAUCAAGUCUGCUGCUGUCCAACCCAUCUGGUUGCAGUUCCUCUGAAGACGGACGUCAGAUUUUCGGAGACUGAUUGCACUUCCUUGAGUCAUGCUCUAGCCAGACCAUCAUCCUGGUAUGUGCUUCUUUGCUUACCAAAAUAA